This is a messenger RNA of Leptosia nina, 4233 nucleotides long. The record is from the annotation of a GenBank genome assembly. NCBI's taxonomy places the organism in Eukaryota, Metazoa, Arthropoda, Insecta, Lepidoptera, Pieridae.
AUGGAUGAUUGGAUAUUGCGCCGGCAUAAGUUUGGAUGUGAGGAAUAUAAACUACCUUACGGUAAAGAUGUAACUAUAGGUAGAGGAACAAAUAAUAUUAUUGCAAUUGUAAGCAUAGUAAUAUCAAGAAACCAUUGUGUUAUUAAAGUAAAGGAAAAUGAAAUUACAAUAACAGACUUGCAGAGUUCUAACGGGGUCUAUAUAGGUUUAAAACGCAUACCACCAAAUGUUCCACACAGUAUCACUGCUAAUGAUAUUAUUGGCAUUGGUUGGGCAGAAGGUGCCCAAUUAGGGUAUAUUAAGGACAGUGAGAAACAUGUUUUCAAGUUGCUUAGAGUAAACAAUAAACCCAUUAUAAAUAGACUUCAGUUUCAAAGUGAAGAUGAAAGUGACAUUGAAAAACUCUUAUUAAAAAGGAACAUAAGUCCUCUUAUAGACAUUGUUAAAUGUGAAAAUGUAUCUAAUGAUGGUCUAAAUGCUGAAGAACCUGAUAGUGUUGUUUGUAUAUCAGACAGUGAUACUGAUGAAAGAACAUGUGAUGAUUUGAUUAUAAAACAAAAAUUGGAUAUUGUAAAACAGGAAAUUCUGGUUGAAGAUGAGAUUGAUGAAGCAUUUGCUAUAAAACAGGAAUACUUAGAUGCAAUAGAUGAACCUAUACUAGUAGACAGUGACAGUGAUAGUGAGUCCGAGCAUUGGUAUAAAAGACUUUCCCAAUGUUCACCAGGAAAGCCCCUAAUUAAGGGCUCUAAUAUACCAAGUAAACAAAAGAAUUUAAGUCCAAAAGAUGUGUCUAAUUCAUAUAGUCAAUUAGACAAUUUAGACGAUGAUGCAGAUAUACAUUUUGAGGACUUAAUCAGUUUGGUUCCACCACCUUAUUUAGAACAAGGUUCUGAAUUAAAUCACCAACAGCUGGAUAAUACGAAAAUUAAUAAGGCACUUGAUAAGACUUAUGGAGCUGACAACUUACCAUGCAAGGCAUCAGUACCAAUUGAAAUUGAUGAUGCUGAUACAAAUGUAACCCACAACUCAUCAAUUAGGGAACCAGAACUUAUUGAGAUUGAUGACAUCGAUAAUAAUGUAGUUAGCAACUUACCACCAACGGCACAUCCAGUAAUCAUUGAGGUUGAUGACACCGAUAGUAGUACUAAGAAAAAUGAUGACAUCAUCAAAUUGCCUACAAGCAAUGUGCCAAACAAAAUUGUAAUAAUUGAACCUCUGCCCAAACCAACAAAAUUGAAGUCACAAUCUUUAGCUAACAGAAAAUCUAAAAAAGGUAGUCAUUGCAGUCCAACAAAAGAAACUUCAAAGAAACAUAGGAGCAAUAAACAUAGAGAAGAGCGUAAAAAGCAGCUUAAAGAAAUUGCAAAUAAAAAUAAAGAAAUUAUAACUACUAGUGAUUCUACUUCCAAUGCCAAAAGUGUACCAAACGUUAAAGUUACUAAUAAGAAUCGUGGAGAAUUUUUAAGUAAUUCAGUUGAAACUACUGUAAAACCAACUACGAGUUUUGAUAAAAGAAAGAAAGAUGAAAAUAAAUUGUCAAGUAAUGUUAACCAAAAGAGCAAUAAAGGAACGAAUAAUAACGAGAACAAGAGAAGCAGCGUAGCGGAGGAAAAGAACCCAACGAGAAAAAGUAAUAAAGAUAGAAAACGAAAAUCAGAAUCUUCAAAAGAUAAUUUUAAAAUAUCUUUUGAUCAUACUGCUAAAAAAGUAAAAUUGGCAGAAAUAAGUAAUGACAAUUCUAUUAAGUCUAUAAUGAUAAACACAGUGGCACAAGCUGCAGUACCAAUAAAAGCUAUUAGGCCUUUAAUGGAUAUAGAUUUACGUUUUGGUGGCAAACCAGUAUCUACAGUAGGACCACUGCGACAAAAGAAAUCUGUAAGAUUUUCUUCUGCUCCACCAGAAGUUCGUAUAUUUGAGAUUGAACCAGGAAAUAGGUUGCAAGAAACAAAAUUAGUUGAAGCGACUUUGUUGGAUUCACGAAGGAUGCCUAAAUUUUCAUUAGAAAGAGCUUCCUUAAUGAAAAUUUUAAGGUGGAAUCCACAUUGGCUUAAUGAGCAAAAUACUAAUGCUGAACCACCACCAAUAUUGGGUCACAAUAAUGUGCCCUUAGCGAAAUUUCAAUCUUACAAUAAGCAUACACAAUAUGUACAAUUAAUUGGUGAUCUCCUUCUCAUGGAAAUAUGGGAGUAUAUAACAAAAGGAUACGCAAAUGCACAAAUCAAUCCUAAGAUAUUACAAAUGAGGGUAGAAAACCUACCUCCCGUGCCGCAAUCAGAACAAUGCUAUCAACUAUUUAAUCUUAGUGUUAACUUGUCAAUGCCGACUAAGGAGAUUAAAUGUGCCCCCCGAAUAGGAGAUAUGUUAUUAAUUGAAUUUGGAUCAGAACAUCCGAAAAGUUGUAGAUUCUUUUAUGUUUAUAAUAUCACAACUCUUCCAUCUCCAGCGAACAAUAGAAAUACAUUUUUCAGUAUUUCAUUGUGUACAACGCUCACUGAAAAAGUUAGGUAUUUAAAAACGGGUGAAUUAAUGAUCGGACAAAAAGUGGCAUAUUUGCGUACUGUGCUGAUGUUGUUCGAAGCUAUCGAGUAUCUGUCGGUUUCACCCCUUAGAGAUGCUAUCCUUAAACCUGAGCCGAAACAUUUUCUUGGAUACGAGAACGAUCCUGUUAUUAAAAUGGAUUGUAAGUGGGCUAUGACUUUAAACGAGAGCCAGAAAAGGGCUGUCGGUGCAUCUGUGUCGGCCGCGCUCGGUGACCGACCCAGAAUACAGAUGGUACAAGGACCGCCUGGAACUGGGAAAUCCAGCGUUAUAUGCUCCAUCGUCAUGACGUACUUCUAUGACGCCAACGGCAGGAAGCAGCAAAAUCGGGGGAAGAUUUUAAUCUGCGCGACGAGUAACGCUGCCAUUGAUGAACUGGUCAUUCGAUUACUUGCUAUUCGCCAAGACUUACCGAAACCGGACAGGUUCAAAAUGGUUCGGGUUGGACGAGAAGAAGCGAUGCAAGGGCGGGCGCGUGACGUCAGCUCGCAACAGUUAGCACUUCGUGAUACUGCAAGACUUCACAAUGAACCACAAAAUGCUGUGAUAGCGGAACAGAUUUCAGGUCUGGUGGCUAAAAAAAACAUGUGGGAGGAGGGAAUACGCGUCGAGACAGACCCUGUCAGGUUGGCUUAUUGUAAAAGUCGAAUAGCACAGAUUAAAGAAAGAAUAGCAAUGCUGAGCAAUGGCGGCGGUGGUGGUGGUGGGAAGGAAGUUCGGCAGGACCGUCUUACAGCAGCCGAGAAACGAAUCAUCGAUUGUGCAGACAUCAUAGCCACCACACUCUCCAGUGCUCAGAGCUUCAAAAUGCAUGGGAUAAAAGGCCGAGUAGCUUUGUGUAUAGUUGACGAAGCGGGACAAGUAAUUGAACCCGAGACUUUAGUGCCGCUGACGCUCAACGUAACACGUCUUACGCUAGUCGGUGAUCCACAACAGCUCACCGGAUACUUAUCUUCCCAGCGAGCGAGGAAACAUGGCUUAGACGAGAGUCUCUUUGCACGUUUGACCGCAAACACAGAGUUGUGGGAGCAAAGCCCUGUGCUGCUGCUGAACCAACAGUACCGUAUGCACCCGGAGAUAGCGGAUUACCCGAACCGCGCUUUCUACGGUGGCGUUAUCCAAACAGUCCCAAAGGCAAGCGUAGACCUUGACAUCCCGCCGUAUGGCAUCGUAGGCGUCUACAGUGGGGAUAAGGCGCAAGAGAAAUCGGGUGCCAAUGAUAUGGAGGCCUGUGCGGUGUCCCGUUUGGCGAUGGUCUUGUACAAGAUGACGAAGUCGCGCAAUCUUACCUUCGCUGUCAUCACGCCCUACACCGCCAACCGUGAACUUAUUAGGAAAUACCUGCGACACGACGCAAUGGAGAGCCUUAUCGAGGUGAACACAGUGGACAGUUUCCAAGGGCAGGAGCGCGACGUAGUUCUUGUAUCAGUGGCCCGAAGUCAGGGCAUGGGCUUCUUAUCAGAUGCUGGCCGCAUGAACGUCAUGCUUACACGCGCACGUCAUUCACUGCUUAUCUUCAUUAAUCCACACGCUGCCAUGAAAAACGAUCAAUGGCGGACUUUAGUAGAAGACGCGCGAAAAAGAAAGCUUUACACAACUCUACCGCACAGACUGUGUCGACCACCUAGUGGCUGGAACGACAAGGAAUCGGAUGACAUUUUGGUACACAUUAAGUCGAAAAUUAAAAGGAAAUGA